AUGAGUACAAUUCGUGUUCUUGUCACUGGAGCCGCUGGCCAAAUUGGCUACUCACUUUCGCUGCAAAUCGCAAAGGGUGAUGUUUUCGGCAAGGAAACACCAAUCGUCUUGGUACUUUUGGAUAUUCCACAAAUGCAAAGUGCACUCGAGGGUGUUCAAUUUGAACUGUUGGACUGUGCUCUGGCCAACGUUAAAGUCGUGAGUACAAAUGAAAAGGAUGCCUUCCACGAUAUCGACUACGCGUUCCUUGUCGGUGCUAUGCCACGAAAACAAGGUAUGGAACGUAAGGAUCUCCUCUCGGCUAACGUCAAGAUCUUCAAAUCUCAAGGACAAGCUCUAGCCAACUUUGCUAAGCCAACCACGAAGGUAACACUGCAAAGUACUCGAACAAUGUUACGAAAUUUCUCCACUCAGAAAUUUCAUCACAUAACAUUGGCUACAACAAAAAACUUCUCUCUUUCUUCCAACAAUGACAUGCGAAUGAUUUCGCCAGAUGGAGUGGAGAGAAAUUCAUUUGUUUUUUGUGAAGUAACACAGUGA
Molecule: messenger RNA, 540 nt
Organism: Anisakis simplex (herring worm)
Lineage: Eukaryota; Metazoa; Nematoda; Chromadorea; Rhabditida; Anisakidae
Source: the annotation of a GenBank genome assembly